AUGAAUCAACCCCACAUGCUUUGUAGUAGUUUCACCGAUAAACAUCGACCAAUCGAUGAGAAGCAAGUUAAGCGAAGUUACAUUUGUACAAACAUGGAGAUUCAAACUACAACUUAUCCGUGGUUGCAGCGACACGGUGCGACUGUUUGUUUUCGAUUAGACGACACAAUGGCAAUUAAAGACUCCUAA
Messenger RNA from Clunio marinus, 189 nucleotides. Lineage: Eukaryota; Metazoa; Arthropoda; Insecta; Diptera; Chironomidae. The record is from the annotation of a GenBank genome assembly.